This is a messenger RNA of Sphaeroforma arctica JP610, 345 nucleotides long. RefSeq lists its product as hypothetical. NCBI's taxonomy places the organism in Eukaryota, Ichthyosporea, Ichthyophonida. The annotation marks the transcript as partial. The record is from RefSeq and is a predicted model, not a curated record. The transcript is spliced from 3 exons.
GGGGUGAGGGAAUACUUCCACAGUUUGGUGACGCACCUGUUCCUGGCACAGGCACUGCUGCCAACGGAUGCGUACGAGACUUUGUACCAAUCAGAAACUGCGCGCUAUGUGACACGCAUGAACGAGUUUGGAGAUGUAGAAACAUGGCUGUACCACAAGAAACCCAACACGAAGGAUGACGGUGUCUUCAACACAGAAACCAGCCGCAACAGCUCCCCGGUUGGCAUACACUCACCCAGUCUCACGGACGGGCAGCACACCCCUCCAUUCGGCGGCGAUGGUAAGAUCCCUCCAAUUGAACGAAGGUAUUUAUCUAUCUGUGCUUGGUCCUGUCCAGAUGUGUGA